AUGUCUUGUUCGAUGUGGGCAUCAUAUUCGCAUCUUGAUGCUGUGCCCCGUCUCUACCCCUGCUCACCAGCAAUGUCCCGCUCAGUGAUCCAGCCCCUGAGUGCAGGGGCCAAUGCCCCAGAGGCAUUGUCCCUCCUGGAGCCCGUGGAGAGGGACCCCAUUCAGCGUCCCGCUAGCCCCCUGAAGAUGCACCGUGCCCUGAGAGAACCCGGAGGAGAAGGGUUACUGUGGCGCCAGUGUUAUGGGCUAGUGAGCAGGGUAUGUCACAUGGAGAGCCUCCUGCAGACCCUCAAGCUCACCACCUUUCGCUUGGAGACUGAGAGAGACCUGGAUCCCUUACACUCAGGUAAUGGGCUUUGACAACCUGCAUCAAAACAAUGUCACAAUAAACACAUUAGGGAACAUACAGUGGCUUGCAAAAGUAUCACCCCCCUUGGCAUUUUUCCUAUUUUGUUGCCUUACAACCUGGAAUUAAAAUUGAUUUUUGGGGGGUUGUAUAAUUUGAUUUACACAUCAUGCCUACCACUUUGAAGAUGCAAAAUAUUUUUUUUGGGGAAACAAACAAGAAAUAAGACACAAAAAACUGAACUUGAGCGUUCAUAACUAUUCACCCCCCCAAAGUCAUACUUUGUAGAGCCACCUUUUGCAGCAAUUACAGCUGCAAGUCUCUUGGGGUAUGUCUCUAUAAGCUUGGCACAUCUAGCCACUGGGAUUUUGCCCAUUCUUCAAGGCAAAACUGCUCCAGCUCCUUCAAGUUGGAUGGGUUCCGCUGGUGUACAGCAAUCUUUGUCAUACCACAGAUUCUCAAUUGGAUUGAGGUCUGGGCUUUGACUAGGCCAUUCCAAGACAUUUAAAUGUUUCCCCUUAAACCACUCAAGUGUUGCUUUAGCAGUAUGCUUAGGGUCAUUGUCCUGCUGGAAGACGAACCUCCGUCCCAGUCUCAAAUCUCUGGAAGACUGAAACAGGUUUCCCUCAAGAAUUUCCCUGUAUUUAGCGCCAUCCAGCAUUCCUUCAAUUCUGACCUGUUUCCCAGUCCCUGCCGAUGAAAAACAUCCCCACAGCAUGAUGCUGCCACCACCAUGCUUCACUGUGGGGAUGGUGUUCUCGGGGUGAUGAGAGGUGUUGGGUUUGCCACAGACAUAGCAUUUUCCUUGAUGGCCAAAAAGCUCCAUUUGAGUCUCAUCUGACCGGAGAACCUUCUUCCAUAUGUUUGGGGAGUCUCCCACAUGCCUUUUGGCAAAAUGUGUUUGCUUAUUUUUUCUUGAAGCAAUGGCUUUUUUUCUGGACACUCUUCUGUAAAGUCCAGCUCUGUGGAGUGUACAGCUUAAAGUGGUCCUAUGGACAGAUACUCCAAUCUCUGCGGUAGAGCUUUGCAGCUCCUUCAGGGUUAUCUUUGGUCUCUUUGUUUGCCUCUGAUUAAUGCCCUCCUUGCCUGGUCUGUGAGUUUUGGUGGCCUGCCCUCUCUUGGCAGGUUUGUGUGUGGUGCCAUAUUCUUUUUAUUUUUAAUAAUGGAUUUAAUGGUGCUCCGUGGGAUGUUCAACGUUUCUGAUAUUUUUUUAUAACCCAACCCUGAUUUGUACUUCUCCACAACUCUGUCCUGACCUGUUUAGAGAGCUCUUUGGUCUUCAUGGUGCCGCUUGCUUGGUGGUGUUGCAGACUCUGGGGCCUUUCACAACAGGUGUAUAUAUACUGAGAUCAUGUGACAGAUCAUGUGACACUUAGAUUGCACACAGGUGGACUUUAUUUCACUAAUUAUGUGACUUCUGAAGGUAAUUGGUUGCACCAGAUCUCAUUUAGGGGCUUCAUAGCAAAGGGGGUGAAUACAUAUGCACACACCACUUUUCCGUUAUUUAUUUUUAGAAUUUCUUGAAACAAGUUAUUUUUUUUCAUUUCACUUCAACAAUUUGGUCCAAUUCAUGUCCAUUACAUGAAAUCCAAAUAAAAAUCAAUUUAAAUUACAGGUUGUAAUGCAACAAAAUAGGAAAAACGCCAAGGGGGAUGAAUACUUUUGCAGCUUAUAAAGUUGGUAAGUUUCUCUUUGCUAAUGACUUGUCAACACCAGUCUGUCCCAUUUGUCUCGAUUAGUCUGUCUCUUAUUUCCUAUCCACAUCUGUCCCUCUGUCUGCCUGUGCAGCCCGUCUGAAAGAGCAGCUGUCUGCGCUGCAGCAGGAGAGUGAUGAGGAGCAGCGGGCCUCCAGAAGGGAGGUGAUGCGGCCAGGCCUGCCUGGACAGGGACGAGUCCCGAGAGGAGGUGCAGAGACUGGGGGAGGCCCUGGAGGUUGCCACCGCCUCCAAGGUACCCGGACCCUCCACAUCCCAUCUCUCUUCAACACACAACAGUCUUUAUGUCAGCGUUUACCCACCUUUUUUUUACUAAUACAACCCAGAUGAUGAGUAUAUGGCAAAUCUAGCCAUUUUCUGAUAUUUAGAUAAUAACCCUAACAGUUCUGGUAUUGUUGUUGCAGAUGGAUGUGGCUCUGGCUGCAGAGGAGCUGAAGAUGGUCAAAGUCCAGAUGAGUGAGAAGCUGCUGCAGGUGCGGUCACUGUAGGGGCAUCAUGGGACAGGGUGGUGGAGUAGGGGAUGUCACAUGGCCAUCUGACAGAGAAGAGAGUACAUGACGCUUGAUACACCUGUUUACCUAAACCAAACAACCCUUCAACUCUAAUGACCCUGACCUUUUUAGCUGAAGGAUCAGAUGUCCCAGGAGUCUGCUCGGUCUUUUCAGAACGAGAAACCCCACAGUGCACUGCUCCAGAGGGUGGAGGAGAUGGAGAGAGUGGUGGAGAAGGAGAGAAGACAGGUACAGUAGGUGUGACGUAAUACAGAUUGAGGAAAAGAAAAAGAAAACAGAGAACCAUGAUAUCCUGUCCCUCUCUGCCCCCAGGCCCAGACAGUGCAGGCAGACUGCCAUGCCCUGCGUUCUGAUGGACAGGCCACCAGACAGGGACUAGAAGAGGAGAAGGACAGAGGCCACAGGCUGCAGGAGCAAUGUGAGCAGCUCAAAGGGCAGGCAGGUCAGCAACACUGCAUUAUGGGAGUUUAAGUUUCUCUGGAUGUUUUAUAUUAUGCUGUACAGUGUGGUCCAUCAUUUGAUAUGUUAGUGUUCCUGAAUGACAGAUUUCAUGUAGACAAUUACAGUGGGGAAAAAAAAGUAUUUAGUCAGCCACCAAUUGUGCAAGUUCUCCCACUUAAAAAGAUGAGAGGCCUGUAAUUUUCAUCAUAGGUACACGUCAACUAUGACAGACAAAUUGAGAGAAAUAAAAUCCAGAAAAUCACAUUGUAGGAUUUUUAAUGAAUUUAUUUGCAAAUUAUGGUGGAAAUAAGUAUUUGGUCACCUACAAACAAGCAAGAUUUCUGGCUCUCACAGACCUGUAACUUCUUCUUUAAGAGGCUCCUCUGUCCUCCACUCGUUACCUGUAUUAUGGCCCCUGUUUGAACUUGUUAUCAGUAUAAAAGACACCUGUCCACAACCUCAAACAGUCACACUCCAAACUCCACUAUGGCCAAGACCAAAGAGCUGUCAAAGGACACCAGAAACAAAAUUGUAGACCUGCACCAGGCUGGGAAGACUGAAUCUGCAAUAGGUAAGCAGCUUGGUUUGAAGAAAUCAACUGUGGGAGCAAUAUUAGGAAAUGGAAGACAUACAAUCUCCCUCGAUCUGGGGCUCCACGCAAGAUCUCACCCCGUGGGGUCAAAAUGAUCACAAGAACGGUGAGCAAAAAUCCUAGAACCACACGGGGGGACCUAGUGAAUGACCUGCAGAGAGCUGGGACCAAAGUAACAAAGCCUACCAUCAGUAACACACUACGCCGCCAGGGACUCAAAUCCUGCAGUGCUAGACGUGUCCCCCUGCUUAAGCCAGUACAUGUCCAGGCCUGUCUGAAGUUUGCUAGAGUGCAUUUGGAUGAUCCAGAAGAGGAUUGGGAGAAUGUCAUAUGGUCAGAUGAAACCAAAAUAUAACUUUUUGGUAAAAACUCAACUCGUCGUGUUUGGAGGACAAAGAAUGCUGAGUUGCAUCCAAAGAACACCAUACCUACUGUGAAGCAUGGGGGUGGAAACAUCAUGCUUUGGGGCUGUCUUUCUGCAAAGGGACCAGGAUGACUGAUCCGUGUAAAGGAAAGAAUGAAUGGGGCCAUGUAUCGUGAGAUUUGAGUGAAAACCUCCUUCCAUCAGCAAGGGCAUUGAAAAUGAAACGUGGCUGGGUCUUUCAGCAUGACAAUGAUCCCAAACACACCGCCCGGGCAACGAAGGAGUGGCUUCGUAAGAAGCAUUUCAAGGUCCUGGAGUGGCCUAGCCAGUCUCCAGAUCUCAACCCCAUAGAAAAUCUUUGGAGGGAGUUGAAAGUCUGUGUUGCCCAGCGACAGCCCCAAACCAUCACUGCUCUAGAGGAGAUCUGCAUGGAGGAAUGGGCCAAAAUACCAGCAACAGUGUGUGAAAACCUUGUGAAGACUUACAGAAAACGUUUGACCUGUGUCAUUGCCAACAAAGGGUAUAUAACAAAGUAUUGAGAAAGUUUUGUUAUUGACCAAAUACUUAUUUUCCACCAUAAUUUGCAAAUAAAUUCAUUAAAAAUCCUACAAUGUGAUUUUCUGGAUUUUUUUCCCUCAUUUUGUCUCUCAUAGUUGACGUGUACCUAUGAUGAAAAUUACAGGCCUCCUCAUCUUUUUAAGUGGGAGAACUUGCACAAUUGGUGGCUGACUAAAUACUUUUUUCCCCACUGUAAAUGGUUGAUCGCUUCAUCCUUUUACAGAGGUGAAGAGACUCUUGUUUUGGAGUUGACAGGUGAACUAAAAGUAAGUGCCAGCACUUGAGUGAUAUCAAUCAACUGUGUUGAAUGUGUGUACCUGAGUGUGUAUUGUGUGUGUACCUGAUUGUGUAUGCAGAUUGUGUGUGUUAAUUAGUGUGUAUUGUGUAUGCAGAUGCACGACUAGCCCUGCAGCAGCAGGAGAACAGCAGGUACUGAGAGAUGGAGAUCUGAGGACUGCAGCUGACAAAGUCCCAGGUCAGUGGCCCACCUCAGAAUAUACAUACUAGGGCUGAACGAUUAAUUGCAUUCGCGAUAAUAUCGCGAUUUGACUGAACGCGAUUUUCUAAUCGCAACGUGCGCGAUUUGAGGUGGUCACGUGACGCGACUUUCAUGCUGUCCAGCGCAAUGGCCUCUUGCUCGACGGAACAGUCAGAAACUGACACAGCUGAUACUUUAAUAUCGAAGAGGAACAGCACGUCGGUGGUGUGGAACUAUUUUGGUUUUAUAAAAAGAAGAUGCUGAGCAGCGUCAGGUGUUGUGCAGAGCAUGCCGUGCUCCGAUUGCUACUUCACGGGGUAACACUACACAACCUGUUUCAGCACUUAAAAAAAUACCACAAAUCAGCAUGACAGUUGUAUGACCAAAAUGCCGAGCAUCAGUGCGCGAGACAAGCCAAAUACCUCAAGACAGGGAUCACUGACAGAAUGUUCGAAAGUGUCACUCCGUAUGAACGUAAUUCAAAACGGCACGGAGAAAUCACUCGGACAAUAACCGAGUUCAUAGCCAAAGAUAUGAUGCCUCUCAGCACGGUGACCAAGCCUGGGUUCAUGCAUUAUACAUACGCUUGAUAAACGUACAGUAUACCCUCCCGCACAUACUUCAGUCAGACUGCCAUACCGGAGCUGUACAAAAAGUGCAAAGAGAAAGUCGCCGCGGAACUUAAAACGGUGGAGUUUUUUGCUAGCACUACUGAUAUGUGGUCAAGCCGCACAGCUGAGCCGUACCAGAGUCUUACAGUCCAUUUUAUUGAUGAAGAUUUCAACUCCGAGCUCGCUGCCUACAAACUACCUACUUCCCAGACGAUCACACAGGGGAAAAUAUUGCAGCCGGCCUGAGAGAAGGGCUUGUCAGCUGGGAUCUCCACGAGGAGAAUCACGUCUGCAUCACGACGGACAACGGUCGAAUAUGGUGCUUGCUGCGCGCUUAAUGAAUGGACGAGGCUCCAAUGUUUUGGCCACAGAUUACAUCUUGCCAUUGGUAAGUUACGUGUGCGUGUUGUGUGUGUGGUGGUGUGUGUGUGUGUGUGUGUGUGUGUUUGGUGUGUGUGUUUGUGUGUGCGCGAGUGCGAGAGAGAGAGAUGCGUCGAUUAGUAAAGCUGAAUAUACAAAUAUAUAUAAAUGAAUUAUAUAAAUCGGAUGGGAUUAAAUAAAUUCAUAACUUCCACUCCUUUUCUAAUAUGUAAAUUCAUUUUACUUGCUUAUAUCAUAUGUCUGUCUGUGGUGGAAUGCCCACCUGCAUUUUUUUUCUUUCUUGUUUUUGUUUUUUACAUGUUUUUUAGUGUUUAUGAGGAGAGAGAGAAAGAGAGAGAGAAUUGACAUGCAAAUAAAGACCCUUUGAAUUGAGAGAGAGAGAGAGGAUGUGUGUUGGAGUGUGUAUUUCAGAAUUACAGCUAAUUUGAGGUGUGUAAUAGUGAGAGCCUUGAUCAAAACUCAAAUUUGUGUAUACACUACUUUUUAUUUCUUUUAGAAAAUGCACUCAAAGAUGACAGAGUGUCAAGGGCAACAGCACUGUGCAGGAAGCUGGGGGGCACUUUUUCCCACAGUUGGAAGAAGAAAGCAGCCCUGACGGAGGCACAGAGAGAGCUCAAAUCCCUGAGCACAACCUCAUAACGGAGUGCCCAACAAGAUGGGUUCUAAAGAAAUGAUGAUUGCCAGAGUGCUUGAACAGGCAAAGCCAUUUCUCAGGUAUUGUCUGGAGAUCGAUAUGCACGCUCCCUUAUCCCAACCUGGCAGGAUAUUGACGUGUUGGAGUCGAUUCACAAGGCACUGCAUCCUCUACUGGAGUUUACUGAUGCUCUUUCUGGAGAGGAGUAUGUAAGCAUCUCCUACCUCAAGCCAGUUCUCCACCUUUUUGCCACAUCAGUCCUGGCUGAAGAUGCUGAGGACACUGACCUGACUAAAUCAAUAAAAACCAAAGUCCUAGCAUACUCAAUAACAAAUAUGGAGACCCAAACAUCCAGGAGCUUUGGAUGUUGCCUGUUUCCUGGACCCUAGGUUCAAAAUACAGUACAUCAGUACAGACAACAUCCCUGCUAUCAAGACUCGUCUGAAGACAGAGAUAGUAGACUUGGCACAACGUACAUAUCAUUGGGUAAAUAAUUAUGUAUUUCACAAAAACAAAAAUUUUCUGUAAAUCUAACUGGAAAACUAAUGGCUGUUGUUUUCAUCUAAUAGGAGAAGAGGUCUCGUACUGAAACUGUUCAGAUGCCUCAAAGUGCACAGUCCUUGGGGGAAAAGACGAAGAGGUCUCUUGGCAGUUUUUUCAAGACCAGUUCAGCCUCUCCUUCUUUGCCUGUAAAUCUUGAAGAUGUCGCAGAGGCAGAGAUAAACAAUUACCUGAUGACUCCUACCAUUGAUGGAGAAGAUGAUCCAUUGGCUUGGUGGAGGGUGCACAAGAUCAGCUACCACAGUUGUGCACCAUGGCACGCAAUACUUUGUGUGUACCUGCUACAAGCGCUCCCUCAGAGCGUCUUUUUAGCACAGGAGGGAAUAUUGUGACUUGCACUCGCUCAGCCUUGAAGCCAGAAAAAGUCAAUAUUCUGGUUUUUCUAGCAAAAAACCUGUGAGCCACUGAGAACAGAACUGUUGGAUAAGUAUGGCUGGCAGUGCCAUACUCGUAGUGAACUUUAGUCUGUGUGGUGUGUUAUUGUUGUGUACUGUGAGAUAAGUGAGGCUCAUCUAUUUUAUAUUAUAAUAUUCAAAUCGUUUAUAAAAAAUAGUUUGUCUAAAUUAAAAGUGCAUUUCUCAUUUUUUAUUUAUAACUUUAUUUACUUUGAUUUUACAAAAAUUUUCAAAGCAAAUUCCUUGUUUCAGUGUGUGAAAUGUUACUGACUUGGGAGCAGUAAGAUACAUACAAUUUAAAAUUAUUUGUUUUCUUAAGACUGUACCUUUUGCACACAGUGUUUACAAAGUUCAUGCUUUGUUUAAAUUAUUUAAAUGCACAGUGGCAAAGCCACAGAUGUUUCUGUAAUGAGCAGUUCAAUAAAAAGUCAUUUAUUUCAAGUCAUACAUGUUUGAAUUUAAUUCUAACAAAUAGACCCAGCCUAUGGGAAAGAACAUUUCACACUAAAUGUAUAUACUUGUGUUGGUCAUAUUUAAAUCAUUCAUUAUGUUUUGUAGGGGAAAAAGGAUAAAAUUAAAUCGCAUAUUAAAUCGCAAUCGCAAUAUUGGGGGCAAAAAAAUCGCAAUUAGAUUAUUUUCCAAAAUCGUUCAGCCUUAAUACAUACUAUACAUUAAAAGACCAUUAUAAACUGUGUGGUUGGAGCCCUGAAUGCUGAUUGGCUGAAAGCCGUGGUAUACCACGGGUAUGACAAAACAUUUAUUUUGACUCCUCUAAUUACGUUGGUUACCUGUUUAUAAUAGCAAUAAGGACCUCGGGGUUUGUGGUAUAUGGCCAAUAUACCACGGCUAAGGGCUAUAUCCAGGCACUCCGCGUUGCAUCGUGCAUAAGAAACACCCCCUCAUGCCUUAUUGCUUAAUUAUACCAUGGCAUUGUUGAAUACUUAUUUCUCAUUGGCUUGAAGGGCAUUGUAGAGCAGCAUUAUUUCCCUAUAACGCCAGUAUAUUUGCACGGUAGAAUUCAAUAGCUAUAGUUAAUUCUACAUGUUUGAGCUGCUUUGAAAGCAAAAGUAGACUUGAAAACAUUAUUGGCAUUGUUGAAAAUCAAUUUUAUAAUGGCAAGUCUCUUUGUUUGGUUACCACGGCAACUUCUGUAGCUAUCUAGUAAACUUGCUAGCUUCUUCAUGGAUGUUGAACACAUUUCUACUGGCAAAUGAACACAUUUGUAGCUGCAAAUGUGGUCAAUUAUAGCCAUUGUAUAAAAGGGAUAAUCAACUCGGGACUCUAUGCGUUCUCUGGAAAAUAAUGCAACUGUGUGGAAGGUCAGUUCCACUCCACUGGGCGUGUCAUGGAACCAGUGGCGGCUCCUGAAAAAAUUCUCAGGAGGGGCAAUUUUUCUGAUGAUUAGGUGACCUACACACAUUUUAAAAAGAUAUGUCCAGCAACAACAUGAAGACAGGGGCAGCAUAUAAGUCAAUACCAAGAAGCAUUUAUUGACUGAUCUCAAAGUGUUGCUUACAAAAGCAAAAUAAGUUAUCACAGUAAAAAUAAUCAAGGGUGUUCUUUCACAUUCCUCAACACUGCAUAAACAAUAUGUAUGGCUUUGUAAAAAUGAACAACCAUAUUCUGGCCAAUUGUAUAGAUUUGUAAAUAUGAACAACCAUAUUCUGGCCAAUUGUAUAGAUUUGUAAAAAUGAACAUGAACAGAUUUUUUAUUUUUUGAAUGGCAGUACCUUUCAAACAUGUCUGCUUGCAGUAAGGUAGCACUCACAAGGUGGCCAGAGAAAGAGAACCUUUCUUUGGUGUGAUCCAGGAUGGUGUUGCAGACCUCUUCAGACAGCCUCUGCUUCUCCUUUCUCUCAAAGGCUGUUCUGGGUCUUUUGGCUCCUGUUGCUUCUUGCAGCUGCUGUGAGAGGAGUCCCUGAAGGCAAACAGACCAAUGUGUUUGUUGGCUUGUACGUAUUGUUGUCUAUGUGAUGCACAGUAUAUGCAAUGAUCCAUGUAUAGUACAAAUACUUCAGUUCCACUUAAAAUGGGCAGGGAUGCAUAAGUCUUAGUGUUUAGUAGCCUUUGUGUCUCACAUAGCCUGGAUGUUCAGCACAGUAUACAGUGGUGCUCAUAAGCUUAUGAUCCAUGCUAAAGUUGACUAAAAAGGAAUAAAAAAGAAAAGAAAUUGGUUGUCCUUAAAGGUUGGAUUUUCCAACUUUUUAAUAAGUCAUUAAGAUCAAUUUCCAAAAGAUGAUUUUUUUAUUCCUCUUUUUAGUCAGCUUUAGAAUGUGUUCAUACACUUAUGAGCACCACUGUACAGUACACAUAGUAUAUAAAAUAAGAUAGAUUACACCACUGGCAUAUAUAAUGACAAUAAUGUAAUUCAAACACAAAUGCAGUCUCCUUUCAUGCAUACAUUUUCAAAUAAAGCUCUGCUUUGAGAAAGAUCGAAUGAUAUUGUUUAAUCUUAUCUACCUUAUGGCCUGCACACUGCUUGCGAAGCUGUCGAGGGCACGUUUGAUAAAGACAGCAUCGAUGUCCUUAUUCUGUAGCUUCUGGUUCGGUGGGCUGGUCAAAUGAACCCAAUGAACCCGUCCGAUGGCUUCAAAACAUUCUAUGAGGUCGUCUCGAUUCUCGUAGACAGUGUUCACGAUCUGCUGUUGCUAACCUCAUCGUUGUGGCGGCGGACAGCUAGCCUGUAUCCCUCAUCCAGUUGAGUGGCAAUAUUCACUCUCACCAAAGCAGACAAUCUCAAACAGCUAUCAAUGUGGGUCUUUGACAGCUCAUUUUCUAAUCUUUUCUGAAAGAUGGUGCAUGUCGGUUACACCAGUCGCUGUCCAAGCGUUGCUGUCUGCCGUUCAUGGUUACGUUACGUUACGUUAUGACGAAAGCGCGUAGUGCAAGCCCUCAGACACCCAUAGAGAAUGUAUUGAAAGCUCAGAAAUUUGAAAAAAAAAUAUUUUACAUUAGAGGCUAUGAGAGACUUCUGGGCGAUUUUCAACUGACUGAAAUCGCCCCAAAACGGGCGGGGACAUUUGAAGCACGACUUUAGCCUGAUUGGACAUUAGUGGCUGGCAGAUCAGACGUGAACACUGAACUACUGUUGCCAUGAUAUAAUUGAUUAGAAAAAAAUCCCUUCCUUUUCCCGUUUGGCAGUGCGUCGCCCAUAUCGCCCUAUGAACACACCGCCCAUGCAUGGAAACACACCUUCCACGUCGUUCAUUAUUUUCCAAAGAAUGCAUAGCCCCUCAUUGAUUAUCCCUUAUUUAUUUAACAAUAGAUUGCAGUAUACAGUAUUUAAAGACCAUGUGUAGAUGACCACUUAUCUGUAUCCAUACCCAUUGGAUGCGGUGAUCACAAUAUAUGGCUAUAUCUAGGAGAACCAAGGUUCCAAAAGCUGGGCCUAAUAUUGUGUAUAAGAGAUCAUACAAACGUUUUUGCUGCGACUCCUAUGUGGAUGAUGUAAAAAAAUAUUUGUUGUUCUGAUGUGAUUUAAUAAGGAGACAUCCAGACGCUGCACUUGAUGAGUUUCUGAAAUUGCUUCUUACAAUUAUUGAUAAACAUGCACCUGUUAAGAAACUGACUGUUAGAACUGUUAAGGCUCUGUGGAUUGUUGAAAGAGAUUGGGCAAAAGGAGGGGCUAACAAGUCUGGCUGCACAUCUGACGAUGACUUACUGCAAAUGCGAAAUUAUGUGACUAAAUUUAACAAAAAUAAAAAAACUGAUUAUAUGAUGGAAGAUGGAAAACUGUGGCUUACUUUAAAUGAAAUUAUUAAUCACACAACCGUUUGAUGUUGCCAAUAUUUUAAUGAUUACUUAAUUGGCAUACUUAAGCAGGAAGGCCCAAAAUGAACAGUGAGCCAUUGUAUCAUGCAUAAAAAAAACAAAUAAUUAAAGAAAAGCAUUGUAAGUUAGAAUUUUGUAAUGUUAGUGUGGGACAGGUGGAAAAAGUAUGUUAUUGAUCAAUAAUGACAAACCUCUUGGCAUUGACAACUUAGAUGGAAGGCUACUGAGGAUGGUAGCUGACUCUAUGGCCACUCCUAUCUGUCAUAUAUUUAAUCUGAGUCUAGAAGAAGGUGUUUGUCCUCAGGCCUGGAGGGAAGCCAAAGUCAUUCCGCUACCAAGACUGGUAAACUGGCUUUUACUGGUUCUAACAGAGACCUAGAAGCUUACUGCCAGCUCUUAGCAACCUGUGGAAAAAAUUGUGUUUGACCAAUACAAUGCUAUUUCUCUGUAAACAAAUUGACAACAGACUUUCAGCAUGCUUAUAGAGAAGGGCACUCAACAUGUACUGCACUGACACAAAUGAUUGGUUGAAAGAAAUUGAUAAUAAAAAGAUUGUGGGAGCUGUACUGUUAGUUUCAGUGCAGCCUUUGAUAUUAUUGACCAAACCUGUUGUUGAGAGAACUUAUGUGUUAUGUAUUUCAACUCAGCUCUGAAUCCAUGUUAUGGCAAUCUAUCUAAUAGAACUCAAAUAGGCUUUCUUUAAUGGAAAGCUUCUCUAAUGUCAAACAUUUAGGGUGUGGUGUACCGCAGAUCAGUUCUCUUAGCCUCUACUUUUUUCUAUUUUUACCAAUGGACAUGCCACUGGAAUUAAACAAAGCCUGUGUGUCUAUGUAUGCUGAUGAUUCAACCAUAUACGUUUCAGCAACACAGCUAAUGAAGUCACUUAACUUCAACGCUUAACAAGGAGUUGCAGUCAGUUUUGGAAUGGGUGGCCAGUAAUAAACUGAUCUGAACAUCUUUAAAACUAAGAACAUUGUAUUUGGUACAAAUUAUUCCCUAAACUCUAGACCUCAGCUGAAUCUGGUAAUGAAUGGUGGUGACUGUUGAACAAGUUGAGGAGACAAAAUUACUUGGUGUUACCUUAGAUUGUAAAUUGUCAUGGUUAAACAUAUACAGUACCAGUCAAAGUUUGGACACACCUCCUCACUCAAGGGUGUUUCUUUAUUUGUACUAUUUUCUACAUUGUAGAAUAAAAGUGAAGACAUCAAAACUAUGAAUAACACAUAUGGAAUCAUGUAGUAACCAAAAAAGUGUUUUAACAAAUCAAAAUAUAUUUUAUAUUUGAGAUUCUUCAAAUAGCCACCCUUUGCCUUUAUGACAGCUUGCACACUCUGUGGGACCCAGGCUUUCGCAACAGCUAAUGGGGAUCCUAAUAAAAACCCCCCAGAAAUACCAAUCAUGUAUAGAUCUCAGGGGUAUAGGAAUAAAUGGUGACUUUUUACUCUUUCAUUCCCCCUCUUUCUCUCUGUUACAUAGGUGUUUAACAAGCAGUUGGAGAGUCAGUGCUCUGAGUUGAGUUCUGCCCUACGUUCUCUUUCUGUGGAGAAUCCAAGCUACAGACUUGAACACCAGGCUAGAUUAAGGUACUGCCUCUAGCCCGCUUCUCUCACACCACACACACACACACACACACACACACACACACACACACACACACACACACUAGUACAGGCUACAUGUUAUUCUAUUCCUGUGUCUCUCUCAGGCAGAGAGGAGUCGUGUGGCCAAGCAGCUGGCAUGAGCAAGACCUCCUGCUGGAAGAAGCCAGACGCAACAUCCAGGCAGAACUGAAGGGGGCGCUAUCAGCUAAAGUUAAAUUGCAGAUGGAGCUGUGGGUGCUAAAGUUAAACUGCUAAUACUCAUAGGAAUGAAUAAUCUCUAUGAAUAAGGAAUGAAUAGGAUCUCAAUGAUAAUGCUAGCCACACACAUCCACACCUCUCUUUAUGCUCCACAGGGAGACUCUGAAGGUUGACCACGCCCAACUUCUGCAGAGUUCCACAGUUGCCCAAGAGACCGUUGUCACUCAGCGGGAGCUGUUGGAGCGUACCAUUGAGAGGUUGCGAGGGGAUCUGGACUCGGCUGUAAAGGAAGGGGAGGUCGUGAGGACAGACAGGGACAGUGCAAAGACUGAGGUGCAGCUGCCAUGUCUCUUAGAAAUACAUAGCCUAAGAGUACAAGGUUGUUAAAGCUUAACUGGGCUUUGCAUUGUCUCUUUUAUAGUGUCUGUGGAUUGUUCUUAAAUGUUACAGUAUGUCCCUAUCUCUCUGUCUUUGGGUCACAGAUGCAUUGUGGUCACCAAGCUAGAGUGUGAGAGGAGUGCUCUGGAAACGCAACUUGCUAAAGUCAAGGUACUGUACUGCCAAGCUCUCUGAUAAUCUCUGACAACGAUUCAGACUGAUCUCAGACCUUCAUGAAAAUGGCCUACACAUUAACAGUGAACACACUUCGUGUCCGAAUCUGACCAUAGCUUCCUUAACUGUCCUCUGUCCACUUUGCAUCUGUGUGAUUGACAGUUGGAGGCAGGCACUCUGAGCUCCACCUUGCAGAAGCAGGAGGAAGAGAACAGGAGGCUCAUGGGAAAGCUGGUUGCCAUGGAGCACCAGCAGGUGAGAGAUCCAUUCAGUAUCUACAGACUGGGGUCACAUCACUUUCAAUCUGUCCAUCCAUAGGAAUUUGUGUAUGUAACAUACUUUCUCUAUUAUUUUCUUUCUUCAUCCUGACAAUUUCCUCUUUCCCCUCACCUCUCAACGCAUGGUGUCCUCUUUACCCAGAAUGCUCAGCAGCAGGUGGAGCCAGAUGCUGAAGGAGCUGACGGACAUUAAGAACAACCUGGCCUAUGAAAAAGGGGAAGCUACAGGUAAGGAGUUUACACUAAAACCAGUGGUGGAAAAAGUACAACAAUUAGUAUCAAAAGUAAAAGUUUUACAUUAUUAAAAUUCCUAUACUAAGCAAACCAGACGGUACAAUUUUCUUGUUUUUUUAAUUUCGGAUAGCCAGGGGCACACUCCAACACUCAGACAUAAUUUACAACUAAGCAUGUUAUUUAGUGAGUCUGCCAGAUGAGAGACAGUAGGGAUGACCAGGGAUGUUCUCUUGAAAAGUGCGUGAAUUGGACCAUUUCCUGUCCUGCUAAGCAUUAAAAAUGUGUCAGGAAAAUGUAUGGAGUAAAAAGUACAUUAUUUUCAUUAGGAAUGUAGUGAAGUAAAGUAGUCAACAAUAUAAAAAUGAUAGUACAGUACCCCCCAAAAACUACUGAAGUAGUACUUUAUUGGUAUUUUUACUUAAGUACUUUACACCACUGACUAAACACACCGACCACACCUGUUGAUGUGUGUGGCGUUCAUGUAUCCUCAUGUUGAAGUGUAUUUCCUCCUAAUGCUCUUCCUCUCAACUAGACCAGGGUAGAUCAACUUCAGGAGGAGCUGCAAGCUUUAAGGGACACCCAUGUAGAAAGUGUCCAACAACACAAGCUGAGCUCUGUGUUAGAGGACAAGUACACACAGGUACACCACUCAUGGUAGUAUGUAUUCAUGUGGUAAUGUAGUAAUGGUUCAUAUGUCAAAAACAAGUUGACUCCAUAACAUACACCUGUCUACUCCCCUACCCGGUCAGCUCUGAAAUGAGCACCCUGAAGACAACCUGUCAUAAACUGGAGGCUCAGCUCAGACAGGCCAGGCUGCAGUCCAGGUGAAGGAGGGGGAGGUGACGUCAGUGGUGGCAGCCAGAGACGAGGCUCUGAGGGACAGCCGGACCCUGAGGGGACAACGGACAAACUGCAGGAGCAGCACGGGGACAAGGUCAGAGGAAUAGUAAAAUGGUUACCCAACCGGGUCCUGGAGAGUCUUUGUUCAAGAUAUUUUUACAUUUACAUUUUAGGGCAUUUAGCAGACACUCUUAUCCAGAGCGACUUAAAGGAGCAAUAGGGUUAAGUGCCUUGCUCAAGGGCACAUCGACAGAUUUUUCACUAGUCGGCUUGGGGAUUAGAACCAGCGACCUUUCGGUUAUGGGACAACGCUCUUAACCACUAAGCUACUGAUUCUGCUCUGUGUAUUUGUCCUGUAGCUGUGUGAGCUGGAGGGCUGGCUGGGUGUCUCCCCUCAGGGUGGGGGCAGUGUGGGCUCAGACCCUGGAGAACGUUUUGGCCUCCCACUCCCAUCGCAACACAACACUGAGACGGUACAGAAGGAGCUGGGGGGACAGAGCAGGAGCUGGCCUCACUCAGGAGAGACAGGAGGUGUCUGUCUGUCUGUAUUGUGCAUGUAUAUGGGUGUAUGUUUUAACAACCCAUGUGUUUGUCAGACUGCAGAGUCAGAGAGAGAUUGAAACUACAGGCAGAGGUGGAGAAGCUCCAAGACAUCAUGGCAACAACUCACUCCAAGAUAAAACAAAUGGUAACUACAUCAUUAAUGUCUCAUAA
Molecule: messenger RNA, 15776 nt
Organism: Coregonus sp. 'balchen'
Lineage: Eukaryota; Metazoa; Chordata; Actinopteri; Salmoniformes; Salmonidae
Source: the annotation of a GenBank genome assembly